CUCUCUCUCUCUCCUCUAUUUGAGUUUGACCCGUUGCCACCUACCGGCAGCUCUUUCCUCUCCUCUUCCACUGGAGACCCCACCAUCUAGCCUGCAAUCUCUCUAGAAGACGAUCUGUAAACGUAACUUGAGACUUUCUCUCUUUUAGACCCUCUUUCAGACAAAGCUUAAAUAACCUCUUCUCUUCUCAUUUCUCUUUUUUCCAUCUCCUAAAACCCACAAUUCACACAGCAACUGAGGAGAACAAACCUCUCUCUCUCUCUCUCUCUUCGUAUAUAAAACUUUCUCUCUCUGUCUGUUUCUAUUCUGCAGUGAAGAUCGGUGAGUAUAGUGUAUCUAUACAUACACGCUCAGUCUGGUUCUUUUUCUAUAGAAACUUUUUGUACAAGAGAAAGACAAGGAAAAGAUUAAAAAAGGCCAUUGUUGAUCAGAGCUUUUACAAUAUCUAUGGGUACUUUUUGAAAGCUGUUUUGGAAGAUUUCUUUCUCUCUCUCAAUUUACUUUAUGGGUUGGGUUCUUCUUCAGUUCUUCUUCUUCUGUGGUGGUGAUAUAUCAUAAUCUGUGCUCUCUCUCAGAUUCUCUUCUUUUUUUGGAACUACAACCAUCUCUCAGCAGGUUUGGCCUUUUUUUUUUUAUUUUUAUAUUUAAUAUUUCAUCUUUCAUUUCACUUGUUUGGUAGCAAAUGGAUUCUGGAAACAGUGGGAGUAUGCAAUCUUCAAGUGGUGGAGAUGAAGAGUAUGAUUCACGGACCGAGUCAAUCUCUCCUUUCUUGAACCACAGUUUUGGCUCCAUCUCCAACCACCCACAGCCGCCUCCUUCACAACCACCACCACCUCUCUUCCACCACCAACAAUCCACUUUGUUUGACUCUCAAGCACACAAUCUCGGACCUUUUUCACAUUCAUCUCCAAACCCAAACCCAAACCCAAACAAUCUCUACAACAAUAAUCUCGAUUUCGUGUGGCCCAGAUCAGGACUAAGAUCUGAAUCCAAUUACGCCGAACUUGGAAAUCUCUUAUCAUCAUCUUCAUCAUCAUCACUAUCAUCAUCAAGCCAAUCUCUGUUAGGCCUUCAUCAAGGCCCCACAACUCAGGUCCAAUUUCCAAGCUCAUCAUCAUCCAUGCCAUUACCAUCAUCACUUGAUCAUCAUGGUAAUGGUGGUGGUGGUGGAGGAAGAGGAGGAGGAGGAAUAGGAGUAGCUACAACAACACCAAGGUCUGAUCAAACAAACCAAGGCAUCAAAAGCUCAAGGAAGCGAACCAGAGCUUCACGCCGAGCACCCACCACCGUCCUCACCACCGACACAUCGAAUUUCCGGCAAAUGGUUCAAGAGUUCACCGGAAUCCCAGCUCCACCGUUCUCCGCCACCUCCCCGUAUUCUCGCCGGUUCGAUCUCUUCGGCGGCGGAGGUGGCUCCGCCAUGAGCCUUUACCCUUUCCGACCUUCAGCCCAAAAGGUUGUUCCACAAUCACCUUUUGUGCCCUCUUCUUCUUCAUCACCAUCGUUUUUGAACUCUACCAUGAAUAUUGAUCCAACUAGUAAUCUUGCUAAUAGUACUGCUAACAAUAACAUUACAUCUUCCAUUGCUGGUCCUUCAAGUAGCUACCAACAACAACAACAACUACCUCAGCAGGGUCAGAAUCAAACUAUGCUGAACAUGCAAAACCCAAUUCUCACAUUCCAAUCUCUCCUUCAAUCUCCGGCUUUCGGGUCCAAAUCCGAAGCAAGAUCGGCGAUUCCUUCUCUUGAUGAAUUGGGUAUGAGUCAUCAUGAACAUGUGAGUGCAAAUCUUGGUGGGUUUCAAAGCCAUGGAAGCAACAACAAUCAUCUCUCUAGAUGGAGAGGUGAAGAGGCAUCUACUGACGUGGGUCAUCAAGAACACUUGGGCUCUUUCGAUGGCAACGAUGGCGGUGGCGGUGGCGGUGACUCUCAAAAUGUUAGUAACUACAAGCUGAACUGCUUGGCUCCUUCAUCGGAUUUUCACCCUGAGACCUGAGAAGGAUUUGGAAAAUGUUUUCGUGUUUUGAAAUUUUAUCAUGCGAUUGAGAGUGCAUUGCUGAUAGAGGCAAACACGACACGACAGGACACGAGAUUCAUAAUGAGGAAAGAUGGAGCAUGGAAGAGAACUUUGAGGCAACAAUGAGGAGGAUUAUGGUGGUGAGGAUUGAUCAGAGGAUAGAAGUAUGGUCUUGAUUAAUAAACCCGAAUUGUCACUUUUCAGUUAAGAUUCGGCAUGUUAUUAUUGUUAUGUUACUUGUAAAUAUAUAGAAUAUUUUCUUUUUUUUGUAAUCUUUGAUUAAACAUAUCCAUAUAUAGAAGGAUUACAGAAUUUUGAUUCUA
This is a messenger RNA of Camellia sinensis, 2340 nucleotides long. RefSeq lists its product as uncharacterized. The record is from RefSeq and is a predicted model, not a curated record. Lineage: Eukaryota; Viridiplantae; Streptophyta; Magnoliopsida; Ericales; Theaceae.